AUGUGUGUGUUUAGAAGUUUUGAAGUCCGGUGGUUCGUUCGUGAAGAUGGUUUGGGCCCUGGUGCACGUACGUAUUUGAAAGGGCUAAAAGAAAAUAUGGUGAAGAUCAUCACGAUGGCCAACGGUUCUAGAACACUUAAGUGGGAAAUGAACUGGAAAGAUGAAGUAUUGGACUUGUUGAAGGGAGAGCCUUUGGAAUUGGGCAUCUCAGGGCUAAAACAGGAUCAAAUACGGAUCAUUGGUGAUGAAGUUACGCUGGAUCACCUAUUGGCACAUACUUCGGAAAGAGCUUCAUUAGCAGUGUUGAUGUCGAGGUUGAAAGGAAUGGAUCCUGAGGAGCAGGAGAAGGUGUUGAAGAAGGUGUUGAAGUUGUUACAGGUGCCUCGAUUAGAAUGGAUCUGGUGGAUUGAUGAGUACACGGUAACGAAAGUUCAAUAUAGAGAACAACUAGAGUUUAAAGAACAUUCAAAGAAUCUAUUAGUGGUAUUGAAAGAAUUGGUUCAAGUUACAGAUCAAUUGAUUGAGAAUAACAAGUCUGAAGUGAUAAGGACUCUUGGACAGUAUUAUAUUGAGACUCCAUGGUGUGAUAAAUCAUGUGUAGCUAUAUCAAGAUCAAUCUUAUCCAAAUUAAGUGUUAAUGAUGAUCUUAUACAAGAACUAGUGAUGAUUAUUAAAGAAAAAUUCUCAAGAUUGAAAAAUAAUAAAGUAUCUAAAGCAGGUCAUAAAAAAUUGAAUAUAAAUCAAGGUCUUAAACCAAAAUUAGGAUUCAUGGAAUCCGAAGAUCAUAGACAGAUAUGGAAAACUGAAGAUAUAGAUUCAAUAUCAAUAUUUGCAAUGAUCUUAGAUCAAUUAGAAGGUUCAAAUUUGAAAAAUAAUUGGUGGAUCAUAACACCAACUAUUCUAAACAUUUUGGAUGAUCAUGAAGGUCCUAUAAAAUUAAAAGGUGUUGAAUUAUUAUCCAUAUUACUUGAUAAAAUUGAUAACCAAUAUUUCCAAAUGACUGGACUUAUUGACAUUUUUUAUGAUGCUAUUUUUCCCUUACUUUCAUACUUACCCAAAUUAACACCAGUUAAACAAUCAAAAUUAAUUUUAUCAACUACAUACCCAGUCCUGAUCAAGAUGUUUUUAAAGACUGAAAAUUCCAAUGAUCGGUUAAUCAAAUUAUUAAAUUCUGGGAUUUAUCAAGGGAUCAAUACACUUCGAGAUAAUUUUGAAAUUUUACCAAUACUUAUUACUCAAAUAAUAUCAAUUCUUGAGAAUUUGGGUAAAACUUCUGUAAGAUGUUUACCAAGAUUAUUAUAUACUUUAGGUAUGAUCUUGUCAGAUCCUUUCAUUCAUUUAAAUCAAGAGAUGUUUGUUAAAACAUUAGACUGUUUGAUCACUACAAUACUGAAUGGUUGGCCAAGGAUACAUAAACAUAAAUAUGAUUUAUUAGGUAUGAUUAUAUUAUCAUAUAGAAAGGAAGACAAAUCUAAUGAAGUAACAGAGAAGAUAACAAUUUUAGUUCAACUUUUAAGAAAUGUUAUUGAUGAGAAUGAAUUAGAAGCGGAUAUAAAAGAACUUGUCAAAUAUGAUCCUUCAUUAGAUCAAUUAUUCAAUGGAAAUUAA
This is a messenger RNA of Hansenula ciferrii, 1608 nucleotides long. It is a transcript of the gene TTI2, whose product is annotated as Tti2p. Lineage: Eukaryota; Fungi; Ascomycota; Saccharomycetes; Phaffomycetales; Wickerhamomycetaceae. Gene Ontology annotation, cellular component: centrosome; nucleoplasm; cytosol. The transcript has a single exon. The record is from RefSeq and is a predicted model, not a curated record. Bases 1 to 1608 code for a protein of 535 amino acids.